GUUGUGAUCAUAAUGCCAUUUUCUUCAAUCAUGUGUUCGUCAGAUUGAGUAAUUUGUGGCGACCUUUUUAAGACGGAUGUGACAUUCUUAGCCGCACGUCUGACGUCAUGACAUACAGAGCAUUAGCCACGUAUGUGGGCGUUCCAACCAAUUAAAAACUCGACCAAGGAUCAGCCGUGGUCAUUCUCUUCUGAGGAACUCCUGGUGCCAUCAUCCCACAGCGGGCAACAGUUAACUCUUCGUCAAAGAUCAUCCGAAAGAUGCCACGCGUGCUGUCGCUGUGUGCCCUGGUGCUGUCCGUGGUUCUGAUUGCUGUGCUCUUCGGCACGGCUGCCCAGGGCAGCUCGGGCCGGAUGUGCGGCCGUUCCAUCAUAAGAUAAUCAUUGUGUUCACAUAGAUCAUCUGAAAAAUCCAUCAUGAAAUAAUCAUUGUUUGUGUUCACAUAGAUCAUUCGAAAGAUGCCACGCGUGCUGUCGCUGUGUGCCCUGGUGCUGUCCGUGGUGUUGGUUGCUGUGCUGUCCGGCACGGCUGCCCAGGGCAGCUCGGGCCCGAUGUGCGGUCGCCUGCUGGUGCGACGGUUUCAGCGGCUGUGCAUGGACCUCAGGCGGCGCCGCAGCGUCGAUGACACCGACCAAUCCCUGAUGUCACGUCUGACACCCCAUCUCGCUCUGAGCACCCAUUGGGAAAAUGUGGCAGAGACCGAACCAGAGCGCGGCCUCCAGCUGAAGAACAAGCGGGACCCCGACUCGGACACCCCGGCCACCGACAUCUUCGACGUCUGCUGCGAGCGAGGCUGUUCCACCGAAGAGCUGGUCAUCUACUGCGGAAUUUGGCACGGUGGAGCUUUCUAAUGUACCAAACCAGCUCCUAUGGAUGAUAUAUAGUAGAGUGGACUCAUUCCUCAGCUAACCGACACCAAGGCAGAAUGCACUGGAAAGGUAUAUAA
Molecule: messenger RNA, 946 nt
Organism: Branchiostoma floridae (Florida lancelet)
Lineage: Eukaryota; Metazoa; Chordata; Leptocardii; Amphioxiformes; Branchiostomatidae
Exons: 3
Coding region: 459-851 (130 amino acids)
Biological process (GO): adenylate cyclase-inhibiting G protein-coupled receptor signaling pathway
Cellular component (GO): extracellular region
Molecular function (GO): hormone activity; G protein-coupled receptor binding
Source: RefSeq, a predicted model, not a curated record